Xenopus laevis (African clawed frog) is the source of this 1077-nucleotide messenger RNA. It is a transcript of the gene ifitm1.S, whose product is annotated as interferon induced transmembrane protein 1 S homeolog. The record is from RefSeq and is a predicted model, not a curated record. Lineage: Eukaryota; Metazoa; Chordata; Amphibia; Anura; Pipidae. The transcript has 4 exons. Bases 184 to 552 code for a protein of 122 amino acids. Gene Ontology annotation, cellular component: membrane; plasma membrane.
UCGGCUGAUAAGAAAAAGUAGGCGUUGUCAGUCUGGAGGGAGGAGUGGAGGGUUGGAGAAAAUUAAUGAAGAGCAACACAAACACAGAGAACAGGGCAGACCUCCCACUACAAAGAAUUCACUUCAUCAACCCGGUGGAACUCUACUACUUGCUUAGGACUUGUGAUUGCCAGUAAGAAAACCAUGAAGAGCGGUGGAUCCCCCCAACCUCCGGCCUAUGACAACCAGCAAGAGACCAGAGAUUUUAUGGUUCUCUCCCCCCAAACACAGUCCACGGUGGUGAAUAUCCAGCCAACUGAAGAGCCCCAAAGAGAUUACCUGGUGUGGUCCAUUUUCAAUCUUGUCCACUUCAAUUUCUGCUGCUUGGGAUUGCUCGCCCUUGUGUUCUCCGUCAAGUCACGGGAUCGCAAGCAGGUCCGAGACACGAAUGGGGCCAAGCAUUACGCCUCCACAUCCCGAUCUCUCAACAUCGCCACCACCGUCCUUAGCAUCCUCUGUUUCAUCAUCUUUUUCAUACUGUUUUUCACGGGAAUAUUUGCACACAGAAAUUAGGCGAUGGCAGAUGAGUUGCAACGGAGAAGAUGCUCGAUGAUCGGCACGGAAUUGGGUCUCAUUUUAAACUUCAUAUAAAUUUACUAUAAGCGCAUCGUGACCAGAGAUUCCUUUCACAUUAUUCACUGUCAUUCCUGGUCUUCUCGGGCAGCAGAUUCCCACCAUACUGAUUUCGUUUUAGUUCUGCUACGAGCACACAAUGUCCCGCUCACUUUACUAUUGUGUUGUUCCCUUAUAUGAGUAUUUUAUUGGCAGCUAUGUAAUUACAUUUAUACCCGUUGCCAGUGUCGGACUGGGAUAUCAGGGGCCCACCAGAAAACCUUAGACCUUCCAAAUUAUUAUUCCUCCUCUCAACCUCUCAACUAGUGAUGGGCGAAUUUGCGCCAUUUCGCUUUGCCGAAAAAUGAGCGAAUUUCGCUGGAAAUUCGCGAAAUGGUGAAAAAUUCGCUAAACGGCGCCGGCGUCUCGUUUUUGACGCCGGCGCCCGUUUUUUUACGCCGGUGUCCGUUUUUUCGGGAAAAUUUU